Archocentrus centrarchus (flier cichlid) is the source of this 2749-nucleotide messenger RNA. RefSeq names its product laccase (multicopper oxidoreductase) domain containing 1 (gene lacc1). The transcript has 5 exons. The coding region runs from base 169 to 1446 and encodes 425 amino acids. NCBI's taxonomy places the organism in Eukaryota, Metazoa, Chordata, Actinopteri, Cichliformes, Cichlidae. The record is from RefSeq and is a predicted model, not a curated record. Gene Ontology annotation, molecular function: copper ion binding.
CUGCAGACACACGCAGUGCAGGAAGUACAGAGUCUGCUGUAGUUUUUGCGUUAUGUUGGCUGCCAAACACGUUCCCGCCGUCCCACAUAAAGGGAGGAGAGCGGCUCUGCAUUUGACUGGAAGGCUCCUCUGUGUUCUGGUUAGUAACUACUUCUCGGCUUCUCCGCGAUGAGUCAGGCCGUGUUGGUGGAUCUGAUUCACGGCUGCUGUGCCGCCUGCGCGGGCGCUUCUCUGCUGGAGGAAUCCGCUGCAGACUCGCAGGUCUUUCUGCUGUGCGGGAAAAGUUACCGGGAGAAAAACGGCUUAAUAGACACGCUCCUGACCUCGUGCUCAAGUGCGCACGUCCUGGACUCCGGCUCCACAGUGGAGAAUUUGUACCGAUUCAAGCAGACUUUGGACCAGCUGGACCUGAGCUCGAUCACGGUCCUCACGACCGCACAGGGCAAAGAGGUGCUGGUUCAUUACCAGGACCUGCUUUUUACGGCCGUGUACGCCUUUCAUUACAAGGAGAGACCGGCGGAGCAGAGCUGCCACGGCCGCAGAGGCUCCGCACGCACGGAGUCACCUGGCGAAGCAGUUCGUGAAGAAGUGUCGACGUUUAUGCAGCAGCUUCCUGCACUGAAGGGGCAACUCUCAGUCCUGACGUCUACGCUGAUUCCAGACUGUUUUGGUCAUGGCUUCAGCACUCGUACAGGUGGUGUGUCCUACAUCCCGACCUUAUCCUCCUUGAAUCUGUUCAGCAGCAGCAGGAGGAAGGACCCCGUGGCUGUAGUAAUGGAAAACAGGCACAGAUUAGCCCUUCAUGCUGGUUUCCACCCUCGACCCCUGCAUCUAGUCAAGGUGAACCACGCCAACGACGUGUGGGUCUUGGGAACAGCUGAGCCCGAGAGCUAUGAUGCAAUGGUGACCAAUCAGACUGGGCUCGUCUUAGCAGCUCCAGGGGCCGACUGCAUGCCGCUCCUCUUUGCUGAUCCGGUCUCAAAAGUCAUCGGAGUCGCGCAUGCAGGUUGGAGAGGAACCAUAAUGGGGGUUGCCAUGGCCACUGUGAAUGCCAUGAUAACAGAAUUCGCUUGCCAGGUUAGCAACAUUGUGGUGGCAGUGGGACCGUCAGUGGGAGCCUGUUGCUUCACCAUGGAAAGACAGCAGGCGCUGGACUUCAUCCGCAUCCAUCCAGACUGCGUCCCUGAUCCAGAGUCAGCCAGACCACAUGUUGAUAUCCGUCUCGCCAACAGAGUUCUCCUUCAGAACGGCGGCAUCCUGCCUGAGCACAUACACGACAACACGGUGGAAAACCGGUCCUGCGUGACACCCUGCACCUCGUGUCACCCUGAAAACUUCUUCUCCCACGUCAGAGACGGACUUAACUUUGGCACACAGGUGGGCUUCCUGUGGAUCAAAGAAACAGGAGAACGGGCCAGACUUCCAUCGGACCAUACGGGACGUUAGCUUUGGCUUUGUGUUUGGGCUUAGAAAUCCUCAAAGUACGAUCUCCAGUGCUGUCAGAAAUAGCCGCUCACUGUCCUGUUAAUCUAAAACAGGCAGAUCUUUUAAAUGAUGCAUCAUAAUGCUGAGCAGGCACCUUUAGAGACCUCUUAAGACACUGACAGAGGAAUUGGCAGCUGAGGUGAGAAAGAUAGCUGCAACUGGCUGGAGAGAUGGGAGUACCUGUUUGGGCGUGUCAUGAAUCAGGGUUGAGCACAUUGGGAACACACUUACCUCAUAAUGUUGUUAGUUAAAGCUUCACAAAGUAAAUAGACUCUUCUUGGUAAAAUUAUGUGGUAGAAAAAAACGAGAUAUGUGAAAAGCCAGGUUAGCUAGCCUGCUGGUGCUACAUGUGAACUAUGAGAAGGCUGUUUUCUGUCAGCAGCAGGAGAAAAGGCCCGUUUUAACCGAGGGACGAUCUGUCACCUUUCACUAAACUGAAUUAUUUGUUCAGUGUUUUGUUUAUUAAUUUGCAGAGACAUGUUUUACUGUCUUGCAGGGAUUUCUCACUUAAGUGAAUAUGUUUUAUAGUCUAUGUUGGGGUUUUAUUUUUUUACUCAAAGAAUAAAAUGACAAAUGUUUAAAAGUAAACUCCAGGAAAUUAAUAAUAACAGACAAUUUAAUAAAUACAUUAGACAAUAGAAAGUGCCAGAUUAACUUCCCAGUCUCAGUGUAGCUUAUCUUAAAGGUUCGGCCACAGUACAUACAAUUAAAACAUCGCCAUGUUCUGUUAUUAAUGUGGAUAAGAUUGCUUUGUAUUGAUUAAUUGAAGCAUCAAGGCUUUAUUGUUAAUGGAAGAAAAUCUGAGUCAUGGGAACCAGCACUGGACAAGACCAAUGACAAAGGCCAACCUGCAGCACACAGACUGUGGUUACAGUAUAAAAUGGUAUAGUUAGUGAGGAACAUGGCCUCAGAGGGGGAGGGAGACGGAGCACACACAGGCCUGUGACUUCCUGAACUCUGAGUCCCACAUGUGCAUGUGUGAUAUCUUCUGAUUCUUUAAUAUAUUAAAUGUCUUAAUUUUUUAAUUAAAGUCUUUCAGGUGUCUUUCUUCACAAAUUAAAAACACGCCUUUCUUUUUAAUUGAAUGGGUUGAGCAAAGAUUAUUUAUGAAUCUAAUCCUGCAGGGAAGUUUUUUGUUGUUGGAAGCAACAAAAAAUACUGAACUGGAGCCAUUUCUCCAAACACCUACACGUUUUGCCCAUUGUGUGCCCACUGUAUCAAGCAAACUAGCCACUAGCUAGUUAGCACUUCUCUAUCUGCCUCC